UUUUACUCACACUCUCCCUCACGCGCACAUAUUGCAAUACCUCCUCCUGCGAGAAGAAAUGUUCCGUUUAGCGGCGGAGGAUGUGAGGGUCAGGACCCAGGGGUGGGCUUUUAGGAGACAAAUAAACAUCUGAGGAGGAGAGGAGCGACGUCUUGUUUACACAUUUGCAGCCAUUUAGCGACUUACUGUUCUCACUGCGUCUCUGCGGUGGUCUCUCAAACAGCUGAGCUUCUCUCUUGUCCUUUCAGCACAGGAUCAACACUGCGGUCAACGCGGCCUAAAUUGAUCCCGAUUCAGGUCUGUGUCCUCACGACUGACAAGUUCCAUCAAGUUUGUAAUACAUUCCUAUGAUGUGAUCAUGCAGCCGCCUCCACUGAUACAAGAGCAGCACAUCCCCUUUAUAACCACAGUUACCAUGGGUACAAACUCUACUGAAACAGCUAGUUAUUAGAAAUAUCCACAAUAAUUAGCCGGCUGUGUUUUUUCCCCUGAUAAUCACCAGUGCUCCACAUCUACCUGCUCGUACCCUCGUGUUAAUAUCUGUGAUACCCAAUCAGGCAAACAUACACUGGCACACACUCACACACUGCAUCUUUCUAAUCCCAACUAAUGAGGUGAUGACCAACCACUUGUUAUAAUUGCUUCAGUCUCCUUUUAAUUUUCAAGCUUAUUAAUCAUAUGUAGAGUUAUUUAAGAAUGCAUAAAUUAAUCUUAGAUUAAAAAGCCUAUCAAAGCCUCAAAACAAUUAAAGAGUAAGGUAAGAUUUCCCCUGGGCUGGCACUUUUAUUUUAAUAGAGUGUUCAGGUGAUUAUCAUACUUUGAUGCAGCACUGUGAUUAAUGCAGACACACUUUUAAAUGAGCUGCUCUCCUCUGCACAGAAAGGUAGAAGGAGCAGGAGCCUGAUGAUGACCUCACCCGCUCUUUGGGCACAUUUCUUAUUCUCUGAUCUCUGUUUGGUUCGGACUGAUUGGUUAAACACAAACGAGCCAGUGAAUUUCACAUUUACUAAGAUUCCAUAGGAAGACGUAAUGUGGAUGGGGUUUUUAAAGCCUCGCUCCAAUCUGAAUUCAUUUAACUUUAUUUGAUGUCCAAACUGUCAAUUAAACUUUCCAUUUGUCUUUUAGAAACCUUGACUUGUAAAUUAGAGGUUUGCAUUGAUGGAAGACGAGGUUUGACAAACCAUAACUGUUCAGUAAUCACUAAGUGUAGACUGUUUGUUUGAAUUUGAUGGCUGUUAUUAUAUUUUUAUUAAUAUUAUUUUUAUUGUUGUUGUGCGUUUUUUUCUACAUUGUAAAUAAAAAAGCGUGGACAUUUUUCUCUUGCUGUUGCGCAGCUUUUACCGUCUGGAGCCACAGAUCCAACAAAAACGCGUCAAUAUCACAUCAGUACCUUGCAUGUGUCACGUGAAAAUGAUUAAUUGAAACUUCAUUGAUUUUUUUUUUUUAAGUUAAGUGUUUGCUACUUAUGUUGUCCGUGCUCAGCCCGUGUCUGGCCUUUCUCUUUCAGCGUGGAGGGGAGAAAAAACGACGCGCGGAUCAGAGCGAGUGACCUUUGGAGCAGCUGCUUAUUGUCGACACGCGUGUAGGCGACGUGUAGCUUGUAAACGGUGAAUCCGUGGGAACCCAGCACAUGAUGCAGGCCUGCGCGCCGCAUUCAUCCGCGGGCCCUGACUCCACGCGCACAACAAUGCGCCGCUGGGUCCCUGCUGUUUGUAGCGCGAUGCCAAAUCCCAGAGCAGCCUCCUCCCGCAUCACGUCAAUAACAUCUCUUUUUUUUAACAAGAAGGUGAAAAGGAAUUAAUUAAAUGCCUUAUGGUCGACACAAUAGUCUACAAAAUAAUGAAAAAAUAAUGUGGAUUUUUUUGUCCUUUUAAAAAAAUGUAUGUAUUUAAACUUAAAGCCUACGGGCCUACAUUUAUUAUUUGGGUUUUAUUUAAAUCAUCUGAGCUCUGUUGUAGUUGCAUCUUAUCCACGCUGACAUGAGACCAAAAACUCAUGAAUCCUUAGUUAAAGCAGGCUGCCCGUGGGAGUGGGAGUGCCUUUCCACAAGUUUUGCCGUCACUUGAUUGUUGUCAGUGUCGUGGCUGGGGCUGGACGUCGCUGCUUGUGCUACUGCUGGCGCAACACAACCGUCCGCGCGCACCCCGAGCGGAGCAGAGAGAGAGAGCGCGAGACAGGGAGAGAGAGGGAGAGAGAGAGGGAGAGAGAGAGGAGGGCGCAGAGCAGGAGGGAGGCGGUGCUGCACGGACAACUGAAUCCUACUCCCAGAGCAAACAUCUUUACAUCCUCCAACACAGACUUCUUAUCGCGGCGACAUUCACUUCAUCACAGCUUUCUCAUUCAGGACGGAGGGAGCCGCGCGAGCUUGAAAGCCUCCAGGCCUCCAAGGAUGGACCCCAUACCUGCGGGACGAGACUCCAGCUCCUCGCCAGGCUCCAAACAAGAACUUUCAUACCCGAGCACCAACCUGAAGCCCAACCAGGUCGGAGAGACGGUGCUGUACGGAAUACCCAUUGUGUCGUUGGUGAUAGAUGGCCAGGAGAGACUCUGCCUUGCACAAAUAUCUAACACACUGUUGAAGAAUUACAGCUACAACGAGAUACACAACCGGCGCGUGGCGUUGGGCAUCACCUGCGUCCAGUGCACCCCCGUCCAGCUGGAGAUCCUGCGGAGAGCCGGCGCCAUGCCGAUCUCCUCCAGGCGCUGCGGGAUGAUCACGAAGCGCGAGGCCGAGAGACUGUGUAAAUCAUUUCUAGGGGUCCACGCUCCCCCCAAACUUCCAGAGAAUUUUGCCUUCGACGUGUCCCACGAGUGCGCCUGGGGGAGUCGGGGCAGCUUCAUCCCGGCGAGAUACAACAGCUCCAGGGCGAAGUGCAUCAAGUGCUCCUAUUGCAACAUGUAUUUCUCCCCCAAUAAAUUCAUAUUUCACUCGCAUCGCACACCGGAGUCCAAGUACACGCAGCCCGACGCGGCGAAUUUUAACUCCUGGAGGCGGCAUCUCAAAUUAACAGAUAAAAACGGCCAGACCGAUAUUUUACACGCGUGGGAAGACGUGAAGGCCAUGUUCAACGGUGGCAGCCGAAAGAGGACCCUGCCCGGCAGCGGCUCCGGCUCCAGCUCGCCUCUGAAACCGCAAGGGCCCAGCCGCCCCGGCGGCUCACCUGAGAUACCUGCGAAGCGGCUCGGCUGCGAGGACGGCCGUGACGGCGUGGCGAGCGCGCGCAGCUACCCCGUCAUCCCGGUGCCGAGCAAAGGCUUCGGGAUGCUGCAGAAGAUCCCGCCGCCGCUCUUCCCGCACCCGUACGGCUUCCCGGCGUUCGGCCUGUGCCAGAAGAAGGACGACGGUCUGAUGGGGGAGCAGAGCAAAGCGGGCCUCCCGGGCGUGCUGUGGCCCGGUACCAAGGACAGCGCCUACCACUCCUUCCCCAUGUUCUGGCCCGCGGCCGGCGCGCUGCCCAUGCCCCCGUACCCGCAGGCCCCGCACAAGCCGCCGCAGGAGCUGCUGUGCGCCCCCAGGCAGGCCGACGCGGACGCGUCCGAGCACAGCGACCGGAGCACCAACACGUCCAAAGACAGCGUCGUCGAGAUCGACCGGUGCUCCAACGACGACGACAAGUCCGGGGGCGAGGCGAGGCCGCUGGACGGGAUGACGCUGGCGCCCCGGAAGAUCAGCUACGUGUCCGCCUUCAGGCCCGUCAUCAAAGACGCCGACUGCAUCGCCAAGCUGUACGGCAACCGGGGCGCCUUCAACGGGAGUCGCACCGGGUAUUUAUCGCCCGACUUUUUGAGCGAGAGCUCGAGCUACCGGUCCGUGUCGCCCUGCGUGGACAGCGAGGGCGAGCCGGACGUGGACGUGGAGACGAACAAAACGCCGGAGGAGGAGGAGGAGGAGGAGGAGGACUCCCGGCCUCUGUCCUCGAUGUGUCCUCGAACUUCUCCCGGGCCGCCCCACAACGUGUCACCGAACCGUUCAGACUCCAAGGGCGCGGAGGACAGAGCUGUGGACUCCCCCAAAAUGAGCCGGCACGUGGCCCUGGCGUCGGAGCGAGAGCUGCAGAGCAAGCAGUUUUCCCACGUAGCCGCGUCUUUCACCGAAGUUUACACACCGGAGAGGAGCGAUCUGCAACAAAGGAGCAGUCCGUAUCACUUCAGACCUGCGAAUUACCAAACUGGAGCACUUGCAGCGAAUGACGAGAGUCCGAGUAAAGAAGAGCCGUCUUCCACUGUGGAGGAGAUCGAAACGAAAUCUUUUAAUGAACAAAGCAGUGAGGAGAGCCAGCGAGAGGCGGACGAUGGCGAGGAGGCGCCGGGCAGAGCUCUGCCGUCACAAGGAGACGUAGAAACUCUGGCAAAAGAGGAACUCCAGAAGCAGCUGUUAGAGCAAGUUGAGCUGAGGAAAAAGCUGGAACGUGAAUUUCAGAACUUGAAAGAUAAUUUUCAGGAUCAAAUGAAGAGGGAGCUUUCCUACCGGGAGGAGAUGGUUCAGCAACUGCACAUUGUCCGAGAAGCUCACGACGCUUUACACCAUUUCUCCUGUAAGAUGCUGACACCUCGCCACUGCGCCGGAUCCUGCUCGUUCAAGUCGCCUCUGCUCCCACCCUGAAUCUGGACCCACGUCCACGGCUCCUCGCCGACUAACUUGUAAUUACUUGUAAUAUUUUAAAUUGUGUCUUUCAGCAUUUAUGUAACUAUGUUGACAUUUGUUUUCCUGAAAUGAAACCAUUGAUGAUAUUUAUUAUUUGUGGCAAAGUGCAAUGAGAAUAUGUAUCUUAGUUAUAGGUUGUUUUUUGUUUCUUCUUUGUUAACAGUAGCAGCUUUAUAGCCAGUUCAUCGAUCCUUAUCCUCACAGUAUUGUAAAUGUUUGGGUUUUUUGCAGGCCAAUAGCUGGAAGUUAUGCACUUUAACCGUCUGAUUGGAAAUAUAAAUAAAAAAGGCCUUUGUGUUGAAAUAGGCUUAUAAUAUAAAUAUUUGUCAAUAGGUUUAAUUGGGCGAUAUCCACGACCUUAUAGGCGGCAUCAUCUGAAAAGUAGCUUUUAAUUCAUGUAAAUUUGUUUUCAUUGCUAAUGAUUAAAUCGUUUUAUUGAAA
Betta splendens (Siamese fighting fish) is the source of this 5086-nucleotide messenger RNA. RefSeq names its product SKI family transcriptional corepressor 1b (gene skor1b). The record is from RefSeq and is a predicted model, not a curated record. Gene Ontology annotation, molecular function: SMAD binding; DNA-binding transcription factor activity, RNA polymerase II-specific; RNA polymerase II cis-regulatory region sequence-specific DNA binding. Gene Ontology annotation, biological process: negative regulation of transcription by RNA polymerase II; negative regulation of BMP signaling pathway. The coding region runs from base 2390 to 4603 and encodes 737 amino acids. The transcript is spliced from 8 exons. Gene Ontology annotation, cellular component: nucleus; transcription regulator complex. NCBI's taxonomy places the organism in Eukaryota, Metazoa, Chordata, Actinopteri, Anabantiformes, Osphronemidae.